This is a messenger RNA of Pipistrellus nathusii (Nathusius's pipistrelle), 1353 nucleotides long. NCBI's taxonomy places the organism in Eukaryota, Metazoa, Chordata, Mammalia, Chiroptera, Vespertilionidae. The record is from the annotation of a GenBank genome assembly.
AUGUCCACCGCGGGAGUCGCUGCCCAGGAGAUCCGCGUGCCGCUGAAGGCAUUUCUGCACGAUGGCCAGGCCCUGGGGAGCCUGAACGCAUGCUGGGGCCGCCGCCGGGAGCUGGGGAAUAACUUCCUGAACAUCCACCCGAUCGCCAUGGCCUACAACCUGAAGGCGACCACUCAGGCCCACCUGACGUCUCUAGGGCGCGCCUCGGCACCUGCCCCGACCAGCGGCCACCGCCUCGCUGAGCACGGCCCCUCUCAGAAGCCCAGCCUGCCCCCGCUCGUCCUGCCCCCGAGCGAGAGCGCGGGGCCCCUCGACGAGGACCCGGUGGUGUGUGGCUUUAAGAAACUGUCGGUCAAUGGGGUGAGUGCCCCCACGCCCCCGCUCACGCCCAUGAAGAGCGGCCCGUCCCCGGUGCCCUGCAUGGCGGGCUCCCGGCCGCUGCCCCCGCUGCCCAUCUCCGAGGGCCACUCGCUGGACGACACGGACUGCGAGGUGCAGUUCUUCACCUGCUCCGACACGGCCUUGCUCCUGGAAGACGGCGCGCCCCCCGAGUUCAAGCCCGGCGCGCCGGGCCGGCGGAGCUUCCGCGGCUGCGGGCAGAUCAACUACGCCUACUUCGAGACCCCGACCGUGUCCGUGGUGGACCUCAGCCAGGCCGCCGAGCAGACGGCGGGGGCGCAGCCCUCGGAUCUGCCCGCGCCGCAGAGCCACCGGCGGCUCCGGCGGUCGCACUCGGGCCCCGCCGGCUCCUUCCACAAGCCGGCCGUCAGGGUGCACGGCCACGUCCCCCGAGCCUCCCCCCACCCCGACACAGACAAGCCCGAGGUGCCCCCGCGGGUCCCCAUCCCCCCGCGGCCCGUCAAGCCCGAUUACAGACGGUGGUCGGCGGAGGUCACGUCCAGCACCUACAGCGACGAGGACAGGCCCCCCAAAGUGCCGCCCAGGGAGCCCCUGUCACGGAGCAACUCCCGCACCCCGAGCCCCAAAAGCCUUCCGUCUUACCUCAACGGCGUCAUGCCCCCCACGCAGAGCUUCGCCCCCGACCCCAAGUACGUCAGCAGCAAAGCGCUGCAGAGACAGCUCAGCGAGGGCUCCGCCAGCCGGGCGCCCUGCAUCCUGCCCAUCAUCGAGAACGGGAAGAAGGUCAGCUCGACGCACUACUACCUACUGCCCGAGCGGCCGCCCUACCUGGACAGAUACGAGAGGUUCUUCAUGGAGGCCGAGGAGGCGAGCGCCAGCUCCCCGGCGCAGCCCUUCCCCGCCGACGGCGGCCUCGCCGCGGCCCCCGGGCCCAGGGCGGGCGUGGGCGGCCCCGGGAAGCGGAAACACUUGUCCUACGUGGUCUCUCCGUAG